This is a messenger RNA of Boleophthalmus pectinirostris (great blue-spotted mudskipper), 774 nucleotides long. RefSeq names its product family with sequence similarity 131 member C (gene fam131c). The coding region runs from base 1 to 774 and encodes 257 amino acids. NCBI's taxonomy places the organism in Eukaryota, Metazoa, Chordata, Actinopteri, Gobiiformes, Gobiidae. The record is from RefSeq and is a predicted model, not a curated record. The transcript is spliced from 6 exons.
AUGGGUGCCUGCCUCUGCACGGGUCACAAAGAUCUGCAGCAGCCCAUGACUGUACUAUGGGGCCAGACGGAGGAGGGACAGUCAUCCUCUGACAAGGAAGUCCAGAAUCCGUCCAAUGGUAGUGUGACCGACAAGAGCAGCAGAUAUGACAUCGGAGAACUGGCUACAUCCUCACUCAUGGGUCUGGUGGCCACGAUAAAGGAUCACAUCACUAAACCCACAGCCAUGGCCCAGGGCAGAGUGGCGCACCUGAUUGAAUGGAAGGGCUGGGGCGUGAGCGAGGGGGGGUCUGGGGGGUGGAGCGGGGCGGGGUGGGGCAGAGGGGGGGCUGGGUGGGGGGGCAUGGAGGCAGAGCUACAGGAGGACGCACAGUUCUACUCGCAGAUGACGGACGAGAUCAAAGAGGCUCGCUUCGCAGCAGGUGUGGCAGAGCAGUUCGCACUCGCUGAAGCUGCGAUGAAUGUGUGGUCCAUGGGUGACGGCCUCGAGCGACCCUCCACCAGUUUACAAGUGCCCCACAACCACCUGCUGUCCCAGUUCCUGUUGGACGGGGGGAGCAUGGGCGUCCCUCAGCACCUGUACAGCCUGCACUCACAGAUGUACACGGAGUCGAGCAUGGCACCCACCCACGAUGACUCUGUGUCACCCACCACCAGCAGCACCCAUCCACAGACAGCGGUGCAGGUGGAGGCCCAGGGCCCAAUCACAGCAGAGGCCAGUGUGAGACAUGUGGACAGCAGCUCUCUGUCUGAGGAUGAUGUCUUUUAUAACUAA